Molecule: messenger RNA, 7226 nt
Organism: Nilaparvata lugens (brown planthopper)
Lineage: Eukaryota; Metazoa; Arthropoda; Insecta; Hemiptera; Delphacidae
Product: 3'-5' RNA helicase YTHDC2
Exons: 30
Coding region: 166-5145 (1659 amino acids)
Cellular component (GO): intracellular anatomical structure
Molecular function (GO): RNA binding; ATP binding; protein binding
Source: RefSeq, a predicted model, not a curated record
CCUCUCCGCUCUGCUGACUGAACUGAAAUAGCGGUUAAAUUUUUGAGGUUGUAGUUCGGAUUUCAAUCAGGAUCAAUUUUUCAUAAAUUUAGAGUAUGGAAUGAUACUGACUAAUUACAAUCACAUCGAUUAAAAGUAUUACUAGUUAAUAAUUGAAGAUUGAAGAUGGCGUUAAUUACAUCUGUCAGAGAUGGUGUUGAAUCAAUCAAUGCUGAUCUCAAAGCAGCUAUUGACAGAGAAUUUCAACGUUUCAUCAGUGACAGAGAAUUAUCUGAAUUUACGUUCAUGUCAUCCUUUACGGCCCCUGAACGCAUCUAUGUUCAUAAUAAGGCAAAAUCACUGGAACUCAUGUCCAAGAGUAGAGGAAAAGGCAUCAACCGGCAGGUGACCAUUUACAAAAAGAAUCGGUCGACGAUCAUCCAGCACGACGCGACAAUGUCGCUGACUCAGCACUCUCACAAAGUGGUGGCGUGUCUGCUCAAUCAGGCGCCUCUCACCGCCAAAGAGAAGUUCGAUAUCAUACCUCACUCGGAGCGAGAUCGAUCGUCUGCUCCCGACCUCAUACAGAAAGACGCGGCGCGCACAGUGAACCGACUGGUAUCUGGAGUGGCAGUGGUUCCUUCCAACCGAAUGCCACCCGCCCACAGCGCCAUCGCCCAGCAGCGGCAGGCUCUGCCCAUAUUCGCCCUGCGUGACACCAUUCUGCACACAAUCAACGACAACACUGUCGUCAUCAUCAGCGGAGAGACUGGCAGUGGCAAGACCACGCAGGUACCGCAAUACAUAAUGGAGUGGCACGCGAACGAAGGCCGACCGUGCCGCAUCAUCUGCAGUCAGCCGCGUCGGAUUGCGGCCACAGCGAUGGGCGAGCGGGUCGCCGCAGAGCGCAACUGCAAGGUCGGCUCCGAAGUCGGCUAUCAGAUCAGACAUGAGAGCUUAACGAACGCACGUACCGUUCUGACGUACAUUACCAAUGGCAUUCUGUUGCGUACGCUCAUGUGCGGAGACUCCACGUUAUCCACCGUCACUCAUCUUAUCAUGGACGAGAUUCAUAUCAGGGACCGAGUGUCGGACUUCAUCCUGGUGGCAGUUCGGGAGAUGCUGGCCAAGAACAGGGCGAUGCGACUGGUGCUGAUCUCAGCCAGUGUGGACACGGCCGACUUGAGUCGCUACUUCAACGGCUGCCCUGUCAUCACAGUGCCCGGCCGUCUCUUCACUGUCAACCAGCACUUCCUCGAGGACGUGCUCAAAUUGUAUGUUGCGUGCAGUCUCGUUAGAAGUGGAAAAGAGUGUGGAAAUGCUCGCUCAGAUGUGUAUUCAGGCGUGGCUUGCAACUGUGAUAUAGUUGCCGGUACAAAACACAUCGCUGCCUGUCACGCCGAGUUUAGUUACAGUGCGUACAUCCUAACGAAUGCACGUACCGUUUUGACGUACAUUACCAAUGGCAUUCUGUUGCGUACGCUCAUGUGCGGAGACUCCACGUUAUCCACCGUCACUCAUCUUAUCAUGGACGAGAUUCAUAUCAGGGACCGAGUGUCGGACUUCAUCCUGGUGGCAGUUCGGGAGAUGCUGGCCAAGAACAGGGCGAUGCGACUGGUGCUGAUCUCAGCCAGUGUGGACACGGCCGACUUGAGUCGCUACUUCAACGGCUGCCCUGUCAUCACAGUGCCCGGCCGUCUCUUCACUGUCAACCAGCACUUCCUCGAGGACGUGCUCAAAUUGACGGAUUAUAAGACAGAAGAAAUGGAAUUGUUCAGGAAAGAUACGAAGAAACGUCUGCAACAAGACCAAGAAGCCAACGCUUGGAUGCUGCAAGCUAGACAGUACAGAACAGGAAAUAGUUCGCCGUCAGCUAAAGCCAAGGAAGCAACUAUUGACAGCUACUUGGAGAACGCCACAAGACUCGGCUGUGAAGAAUCGCUCAGGAAAGUUUUGCAACUUAUUAGAAAUAAUGAGGCUUCAGUUGAUCAUCAGCACCCCAGCUCAAGAGUAACCCCGCUGAUGGCAGCAUGUAUGCACGGUCAUGUAGAAAUAGCUGAGGAACUUCUGAUUCUGGGCGCCAGUCUAGAUUUGACCAUCAACAAUAAUAAGACUGCCUACCAAUUUGCCAAGGAAUUUGGCCACGAAGAUAUACAAUUCCUUCUCUUGUUACAACCCUCAAGAGUAACCCCGCUGAUGGCAGCAUGUAUGCACGGUCAUGUAGAAAUAGCUGAGGAACUUCUGAUUCUGGGCCACCCCAGCUCAAGAGUAACCCCGCUGAUGGCAGCAUGUAUGCACGGUCAUGUAGAAAUAGCUGAGGAACUUCUGAUUCUGGGCGCCAGUCUAGAUUUGACCAUCAACAAUAAUAAGACUGCCUACCAAUUUGCCAAGGAAUUUGGCCACGAAGAUAUACAAUUCCUUCUCUUGUUACAACCAUUGAGUCGUCUUUGUUUCCCUGAGCCAUCCCUGGCUCAAAAGUCGUCGAAGGACGAUGAUAAGUAUUUGCUAUUGGAAGCCUAUAGCCACUGCUUCAACAGCAACGAAGUCAACCCCGAUCUCAUUCUAGCCAUAAUCAACAAAAUUCAAUCCUCCAAUCAACCUGGUGCCGUACUGAUUUUCUUGCCGGGCUAUGAGGAGAUAAUGCUCGUAAUGGACAAGCUGGCCAAACGGGAGAUGAAGGCCAACGAAAGCAAACUCCAAUUGGUGGCGCUGCAUUCGCAGAUGGACACCAAUGUCCAGAAGAACGUCUUCCCGCCGGCACCCAACGGAUUCAGAAAGGUGAUAUUGUCGACAAAUUUGGCCGAGACUUGUAUAACGUUAACCGAUGUUGUAUUUGUCAUUGACACGGGACUGGUGCGUGAAUCUGGCGCAAGAGGUGGUCAUGCAGUGGUUUGGUGCUCGCAGGCGUGCGUGCGCCAGCGUCGGGCGAGGGCCGGGCGCACCCAGCCGGGGUUCUGCUACCACCUAUUCAGCGCCGCCCAGUAUCAGCUCAUGCCGCCACAGCGCAAGCCUCAAAUUCCUCUCCAGAACCUGUGCCUGCAAACGAAAAUGCUGGCCCAGGGCAACAUUGCCGAUUUCCUGGCGAAAACGUUGGAUCCGCCUUCGUUUCUGGUGGUUCGCCACGCCGUUCAGCUGUUGAAGACAAUCGACGCCCUGGACCCCUGCGAGGAGCUCACACUGCUGGGUCAGCACAUCAUCGAUCUGCCCCUGGCACCGCACUUGGCCAAGGCCCUGCUCUAUGCCGUUCUGCUCAAGUGCCUCGAUCCUGUCCUCACUAUUGUCGCUAUGCUCAGCUAUGACGACCCAAUGGAACUCGGCGACGACCCGAAGUCACGUCGCGAGGCGGCGGCCGUUCGCCGUAGGAUGGGUGGCCGCUCACAGAGCGACCACUGUGCGCUGCUGAUGAUGUACAUGCGCUGGCUGGCGUCGUGCAGUCACGGCCAGGGCCGCAAGUUCUGUGCCGAUCACCACUUGUGCUACGCUCGCCUCGAGUUGGUCUACGGCCAUCGACAGCGGCUGCUCACACAGUUGCGCACCAGUGCAUUUGUGCGCAGCAACACUGACAGUCACUUUGUACGCGAUCUGAACAAAAAUUCGGAAAAAUUUCCAGUUGUGAAAGCAGCUCUGACUGGUGGCCAUUAUCCGAACUUGGUGCGGAUUGACAGACAACUGAACGCAUUCAGAACUCAUGACGAAGUGAACGUAGCCCUGCACCCGUCGUCGGUGCUUCGUGACGGAGUGCCUCAGAAAGAGUUGCCUUCCCAGCUGGUCACCGACUGGAUCAUCUUCGAAGAGAAGGUGGCGGUGGGGUCGGAGGGGGCAGGUGGGGCAGUGGGAGGGGCCAGCAGUUGUGUGCGUGUGUGCUCGCUGGUCAGUGACGUCACUGUCGCUCUCUUCGCCGGACCUGCUCGCUUUCCAUCCGAAAACCUCAACGAUCCUGAAGCUGCGGACCGAGGCAGCGACAGUGAGGAGGAGCAAGAAGUGGCGGGGGUCGCAGGCCAACGCCUGGCCACACUCAAGCUAGACGAGUGGGUGGUGUUCCGGCUGGAGCCAUACCUGGCGAGGCUGGUCAUCAUGCUGCGCAACAAGUGGCAUGCUGUGCUCGCCAAACGACUGCGCUAUCCUAACCGCACUCUCUCCACGAACGACGAAGCGGUGAUCGAGGCCCUGGUGGCAGUUCUAUGCGAAGAGGAGCCGGUGGGGUUGGAGCAGCCAUCAGGUGUGGGAGCCAAGCCACUGCCAAUCAGUCACCACGAGAACAACGACUACAGUCCUUUGCGUAGGAGAUCAUACAACGACAUUUCGAAGCAGCAGGCUUCCUCAGAGACUUCAAGCAAUAGGCAUUCUAAUCACAGGAGAAAUUUUGACAUGAAUGAGAACGGAAGCAGCAGUGCAGGCACAAGCAUAGGCAGUCUGUCCCCCUCCCUCCCUGUGCAUCGCUGCUUCUUUGUGAUUCGUCAGGGCAACACGCGCGCACUGGAGCGAGCCUUCACGACACACCUCUGGCAAUUCCAGGCCGGCACUGAGUGCACGCUCAAGAACGCUUUGCGCGAAGGCAAACAGGUGAUCAUCAUAUUCAGCCUACAGAGUCAGACCAGUCUGCAGGGCUACGCGCGUCUCAAGGCCGACACACACUGGUCCAACAGUGACGUCAUCUCCAAUGGUGCGUCUGGCGGCUGGUCGAGUGGUGACGUCAUGUCAAAGGGACCGAAUGGCGGCUGGUCAAGUGGUGACGUCAUGUCGAAGGGACCGAAUGGCGGCUGGUCAAGUGGUGACGUCAUGUCAAAGGGGCCGAAUGGCGGUUGGGCGAAUGACAUCAUCUCCAAGGGUCCCACUGGAGGUUGGUCGAGUGAUGAGGGUCCCUCCACUCCGCUGCCCAUUGAGUGGAUCAAGUAUGGCGCCGUGCCUGCUGCGGGACUGCGUCGAUACUGCAGUCUUACCGAUUUCAAUCGGUUCAUGUCGAGUCGCGAUGGACAGGAAAUUGAUGCGCACAUUGGUGAGGCAGUCUGCCUGCUGUGGGAGUCUCAACCGCCCUUGAGCGGGGGCAUGCACCCUCAUAUGGGCAUGGGUGGCUUCCAACAGAACAAUGGGCAUGGGAGGCCCAUAAGGGCGCCCCAACAACCAUAUUCUUAUGGUAACAACUCCUAUGUAAACCAAAAUAUGUAAGCCAAAAUUUAAACACGAUUAUGGCUCAAAACCCCAUUUUGUGUGAGAUUUGUUAGUUUUGAGAAAACUGAUAAAACUUAUUUAUUAGGUUGGUUCUAGUACAGUACUUUUCUCAAUAACUACUUUAAUUUCAUACUAAAUUCAUACUUUAAUUUCGAUGUUAAAAAAUAAUUAUGAGUUGAACUCAGCAUUUAAACCAAUGUCCAGAACAUAAGUUCACAUAUUGUGAGAAACAUUGAGUACUGAGAAAACUUGGAAAAUAGUCAUUAUUAUUUUAGGUUGAAAAUUCAUACUUAUAUUUUUCUCUCACCUUAAUAGAGAAAGAAAAAUUAUGAUUUACUAGUAGUUGUAUGAAGAUUGUUUUGUUUACUUCACGGGUCUCUGCAAUAUUAAUAUUUUAGGUAUAGUUUUAUUUCGAAAAAUAUAUUUUGGAAAACAUUAGUUUGAUAAGGUUUCUGGAUAAAAAUACUGAUUGUGAACUCAGUAAAUAUAGCAAAUUGAAGGCAGAAAUAUGUAAAAUGUUAGUGUACAUUUAAAUGAAACGUGAGCAAAAACCACCUUGACAAACGUUAAGUUUUGAGAAAAAUGAAAAAAAAACUUAUUAAUUUAAGUUGGCUUCAAUAAUUUCUCAUUUCAUUCCUAUGCUCUCAAAGCAUCGCACUAAGUUUUAUUUGUAUUCUGAUUUGCACUUUGAUAUUAAUCUUAUACUGUAUUUGAGACUUUGAACAUUUAUUUUAAAUAACAUAUCCAUCUUCUGGAUUAAAUUACUGAUAAUCAAUCAAAAGACUUGAUAUUUUACUUGUGUUUUGAAAAAUCAAUCCAUUUCAAAAUCAAAGUUAAAUGUGGCCAAAAGUAAAAAAUCAAAGGCUGUGUCAUGUGGGUGCUCCAUCAACCAUAAUAUUGUUUGUAAACUAAUAUUCAACUCAAAGCAUGUUAACCUGCAUGUAUUAAACUAAAUAUUAACGUUCGCAAAUCAAUCAAAACUUAACGUAGUCAUAUUUGGCAUAAUGUACUAAAUUAAUAGAAUAUGAUUUUUUAUCUGUAUAAAGUUGAUAAAGUUAUCUAGACUUCUCUCAAUUGAUUUUGUUAGUUUUAGAAAGUAAUUGUUCAUUAGUUGAUCAUCUUGCUCAUGGAUUUUGCAUCUAACAUUUUUCUACCUAUUUUUUUGUGUUAUAGAAUCACAAUUUUAUUAAACCCUAGUCUUUGAGUUGUAAUAGUAUUACCUACUAUUUUUUCUCCAUUAUCAUUUCUACGUUUUUUAUUAUCUUGUGUAUUCCUAUUUUUAGUUGUAUAAUUCAAUUACUAUAAUUUAUCCCUACAAUUAACGCUUACUCAAGUAUUCUAGAUAUUUGUUGUAUCUAUAGAUGAUAUUAUACCUUGUGGUUGUUGACUUUUAGAAUUAUAUUCUAUUUUUGGUCUUAAUUUUUAUUAAUUUUGAAAAGAUGAAAAUAUUUAUUAUUCGUUGAUAGGCCUAGCUCUCACCAAAAUAUCCCAAGUUCAAUAGGUAGUUGCCCUUAGACAAACUUUUUCUUUUAUUGACCAAAUAAUGUGGAGUAAUAAUUAUGAAAAUAUUCCAUAUUUCCAUAUGGAAAAUAUUAAUAAUAUAUUAUUCACUAUUGUCAUCUAUUAUUUUACGUUUAUUCAUAUGGAUGUAGUUGAUAUUCAUUAAUAAUAUUAGUUAAUAUUCAAAAGUAAUUUAAAUUACAUUACACUUUUUUAUCUGAUGUCAAUCCUAAGCAAUAUUUUGAUAGCUUUGUAGAAACUUAUAUCUCAGUAUUUGAAUGGAGAUUGUUGGUAUAAAAUAUUUAAUUUUAUUUGGGUAUUUUCUACAUUAUUCUAGUUCCAAUAAGCUUUAUUAUUGCUACAUUCUGCAGCAGAUGUAGUAAUCUAGUUCAGUAUUUAAUUGUUCGUUAUAUAUUGAAAUAUUUAUUCAUAUUAUAGAAUACUUUACGCAGAUGAUUGAAUUUAUUAUGAUAAAAUACUGUCUGCGCAUCUUCUUGUACAUGACCAAAGUCUGUUUAUAUUAGAUCGUGGGAAAUAUCUUCUUCUGUGGUUUGUAACUUAACUUAACAUCUACUACU